UUUCCUAUGCUGGCUGGGGAGAUUGAAAAAAGUCCCGAGACCGUCAUUUUCCGCCGCUUCGCCUCUUUGAAUGCACGCAACCUGCUGUACCUCCAGCAAGAAAUAAUCGCCAUGAAAGAUUGUCUGAAGCAGGUAGAAUACAGAGAUAGUGUGUCCGACAAAGGUUGGAGGAAGCAGUAUGCGCAGAGAUCAUCCGCAUUGCGGGGUUCGAUAGCUCUCGACGAACCAGCACAGUGGACUCUUAUAUUGCAGAUUCGCCAAAACCUCCGGGAAUACAACAAGACCUUGUUGUACCAGUCGCAUAUCCAUAAACUACCCCGACCUGAUGACCACGAUAUCACCGACGUUCGUGAAUUCAUUCACUCUUCCCAAGGCAUGGGCAAUCCUUUCAGCACACAGGAAGUGGGACCUUGGGGCACACCCAAGGCGCCGUGAUCAUGUUCCAGAUGUCGUCACUCCCCGGCCACGUACGAAGGAAGAUGGGUUCUCUAACUUCGUCACAGAAUAUGCCAUUCGUGAUCUGCGUUAGUCACUGGGAUCCUCGCGGGCCUGACCCCUGUUCUUAGUAUUAUCGAUCUGUCCAACCUACACAUGUUGAAGAGCAGAUUAUGGGCGAUUGCUGGGUUCAAUGUACGCAUCGCGCUCAGUUUGCAACUAUUCACUGAGGCGAAACGAACGGAGACAUUCGCAGUGACCGCAGCGUCAGGACACAGGCUAUUUGAUUCUACACUUGAGCCAAAUAUCCACAGGUUUGCUGCUGUGCAGGUGUUAUUCGUUGGUCAAACACUCGAUCAUGGCCCGAAAGAGAC
Messenger RNA from Paraphaeosphaeria sporulosa, 809 nucleotides. RefSeq lists its product as uncharacterized. The transcript is spliced from 2 exons. NCBI's taxonomy places the organism in Eukaryota, Fungi, Ascomycota, Dothideomycetes, Pleosporales, Didymosphaeriaceae. The coding region runs from base 7 to 435 and encodes 142 amino acids. The record is from RefSeq and is a predicted model, not a curated record.